CCCUGGUACUGCCAUGGCCCCGUGAGUGGCGGAUGUAAUGGCAUUUCUAGAAAUAUCUUAUUUGCUGCUGACACUCAAGAUGGCGGCAGUAGCUGUCUACAAGCAAUCUCCUACUUAAAAGUGUACGGUAAACGCAGCGUAUUUGCUGCAGAAGAUGCAUCUGGUUUAUCUACGAUUCAAAAUAAAAGAAAAUGCCUAGCUAUUAAAGGG
Molecule: messenger RNA, 210 nt
Organism: Candidula unifasciata
Lineage: Eukaryota; Metazoa; Mollusca; Gastropoda; Stylommatophora; Geomitridae
Source: the annotation of a GenBank genome assembly